Molecule: messenger RNA, 1129 nt
Organism: Xenia sp. Carnegie-2017
Lineage: Eukaryota; Metazoa; Cnidaria; Anthozoa; Malacalcyonacea; Xeniidae
Product: protein-S-isoprenylcysteine O-methyltransferase-like
Biological process (GO): C-terminal protein methylation
Cellular component (GO): membrane; endoplasmic reticulum
Molecular function (GO): protein C-terminal S-isoprenylcysteine carboxyl O-methyltransferase activity
Source: RefSeq, a predicted model, not a curated record
GGCUUUUUUAUUGGCAUCCUCAUUUCCACCCUUCUGUUGAGGACAUACAUAUUCUGCAUGAACAAAAACAGCCAAGUAAAAUACAAUAAAAAUGAUCAUACAUCCUCGCCAUUUUUCCGCCAUCUUGCGUGAUAAUCUCGUGACUCCAUCCAGUUACGUAUAGAGAUCAUCAUAACAAGAUGGUGGUCAUCGAAGGUAAAAUCGCACUUCUCACGUUUCUUUUGUACGUCUUCCUCGUACUUUAUGUAUUUUUGGGGGAGAAUAUUGUUCAUCUUCAAUGGAUGGUAUCGUUUAAAUUCCCUCUGGCUUUAUCUCUGACAUUAAUUGGUGUUUUUCUUCCAUAUUCUCAAGUGACAAGACGAGCAGCUUUGUUAGGUUGUUUAUUUGGCGUUGGUAUUUUGUUAAAUAUGAAUUCAACGUACGAUUCUUGGUCUUGCCUCGGAUGGUACUUAUGUUCAUUGUCAUUCUUUCAUUUCUCGGAGUACAUAAUGAUGGCACUGUAUAAUGAAAAUAAACUUUCCAUUGACUCAUUUUUAUUAAAUCAUAGUUUUGAGUACAAGAUGGCUGCCGUAGCCAGUUGGCUGGAAUUUAUUGAAUACUAUACAUUUCCAUUCUUAAAAUCUCAAUUUACUAUCAGUUUUCUGGGUCUUAUCUUAGUUGUGUUCGGUGAACUGUUGCGCAAGAUUGCCAUGGUUACAGCGAAAACAAAUUUCACUCAUUUAAUUCAAUACAAAAAACGUGAUCAACACAUUUUGGUCACGUGGGGUGUAUAUGGUUUGUGUCGUCAUCCUGGAUAUGUUGGUUGGUUCUUCUGGAGUAUUGGGACACAGAUAAUCCUUUGUAAUCCACUAUGUGUCCUAGCCUAUACCUUGGCAUCUUGGCAGUUUUUCAAGGAACGCGUUGAAGAUGAAGAGUUGUCAUUGAUUGAAUUCUUUGGUGAUGAUUACCGCCUUUACCAGAAGAAAGUUUCAACAGGAUUACCAUUUAUUUACGGUUAUAAAGAUGACAAAUCAUAAAGAGCUUGAAGAGGAUUGAAAUUAGUUUAUGAUCGUUGUUUCCUCUGUAAAAAACUUCUAAUUUUUCAUUUACCUUCAAUCAUAAAAAAACAGUCAUGCGAAGAAAGCACAAA